GCAGAAGGCGACCGCGCAGCGCGCCUGAGCGGGCGGGGGCCAUGAGUGCCUCCCGGCCCCAGUUCAGCAUCGAUGACGCCUUCGAGCUGUCCCUGGAGGACGCGGGCCCUGGGCUCGAGCCCAGCGGGGUCGCCCGCUUCGGGCCGCUGCACUUCGAGCGCCGGGCCCGGUUCGAGGUGGCCGACGAGGACAAGCAGUCCCGGCUGCGCUACCAGAAUCUGGAGAACGAUGAGGAUGGAGCCCAGGCCUCUCCGGAGCCAGAUGGGGGAGUCAGCACCAGGGAUUCUGGCCGAACAUCCAUCCGCAGCUCCCAGUGGUCCUUUAGCAGUAUCAGCAGCAGCACUCAGCGCUCCUACAAUGCGUGCUGCAGCUGGACUCAGCACCCUUUGAUCCAGAAGAACCACCGGGUAGUGCUGGCCUCCUUCCUGCUUCUCCUGCUGGGGCUGGUGCUGAUCCUGACCGGCGUGGGACUGGAGGUGGCCCCCUCGCCAGGUGUCUCCAGCGCCAUCUUCUUCGUGCCGGGCUUCCUGUUGCUGGUCCCAGGAGUCUACCACGUGAUCUUCAUCUACUGCGCCGUCAAGGGUCAUCGGGGCUUCCAGUUCUUCUACCUGCCCUACUUCGAGAAGUGAGCAACCGGCGGUAGACGGCGGGAUCCAGCGUCAGCGCCGAGAGGCCCCAGUGUGUGCGGCCUCCUCACAUCCCUAGAGGGGCACUCCCGGGGUCUGCGCCCGGCUUCGGUUCCCUCAUCUCGAGGGAAAAGCCCUGCCGGGACCCUCAAGACCCCUAGUCCUCUCGGGAGUUUGCUCAGGAAGUUUGGGGCAUGUGGGUCUCAGGCCACUACCUGAGCCUGGGAAAGUCGCCCCUUCCCUCUCUGUGCCUUAACUUAUUCUCGGGCCCUGGGGUUGCUGGGUUGGUGAUAUUUUGUGCUAAUAAAAGCGGUGCUUAAU
Molecule: messenger RNA, 947 nt
Organism: Budorcas taxicolor (takin)
Lineage: Eukaryota; Metazoa; Chordata; Mammalia; Artiodactyla; Bovidae
Gene: TMEM134
Product: transmembrane protein 134
Exons: 7
Coding region: 42-629 (195 amino acids)
Source: RefSeq, a predicted model, not a curated record